This is a messenger RNA of Cornus florida, 684 nucleotides long. RefSeq names its product glutathione S-transferase T3-like. Lineage: Eukaryota; Viridiplantae; Streptophyta; Magnoliopsida; Cornales; Cornaceae. The transcript has 2 exons. The record is from RefSeq and is a predicted model, not a curated record. The coding region runs from base 1 to 684 and encodes 227 amino acids.
AUGAAGUGUUGUGGUAAAUAUAGUGGGUGCCUCAGACAAAUUGAAAAUAGGCAACAAAGUGGAAUCGGUGAAACAGAUAAGGUUUUGCAAGCAAAAAAUUUGUAUUAUGAAAAUGAGAAAAAACAUUUUACUUUGGAUCACUGUUGGGCAAUCUUGAAACAUGGCAUUAAGUGGGAAGAUUUGGGAUCCUCCAAAAAGCUAAAGUCUCCUGCAAUGACCCCAUAUUCCUCUUCCGCAUCCCAAAUUCCCAAGACGUCCAUUUCUCUCGAUUCCGAUCAAGAUCCAAUCGAAAAAUCUGUUAACUCUCCAAGAACCAAAAGGCCUAGUGGAAGGAAAGCUGGAAAAGAAGCAUGUAGGAAAAGCAAGAUAGCAGAUACUUCAGACUCUCGUUUUUGUGAUUUGAUGGAAAAAUUUAACGAAAAUACAACUGAGGGUAGAAUGAAGAAGUUUGAAAUAGAAGAAAGAAAAGUUAAAGUAAUGGAGCAAAUGUAUCAAAUGGAGCAAGAAGAGAAAGAAGCCAAGGAAAAAGAAAGAGACGAUAAGAUUAUGAUGAUAGACCUUUCCAACAUGGACCCUCAAGCAAAAGUUUAUUACCAGCUGCGCAAGAAUGAGAUUCUUGCCAAACUACAAGCACGCUCAACAAAUUUUGAUUAUUAUGUUCCUCUUCCCCCAUCUCCACCAUGA